GAUGAUUUUUUUAACAGUAGCAACAUAUUUAUGGUUAAUUGAGCACAUUAUAUAUUUGAACCGAUAAAGUUUAUUUUCGUUCAAUUACUGUAGACAUGCUCUUCAAAACAAAUAAAAAAAAGCUAUAAAACUGGAAACAAAAUAGAACACAUACAGUUUUUAAUAAGUGAUGAUGGAAUGGUACUCGCCAUUUGUGUGAUUUGCCGUGUGCGAUUCACACUCCAAACCAGCCGGUGGCGCUAAUGCGCUACAAAGCUAUUUACGAAGCCACGGAAGAAAAAACAGCUGGAGGUGCUAGCACGCUAGCAGCGUUAGCUUGUGUUCAGAGGACGGCUGUGUUUUGUCGGGAAUUUUGUGAGGUUUUUGGACAGAAAGGAUGACAAGUGGUUCGUAUCGGAACAUUUUUGAAGAGACGGAGAUAUGGUUCUGAUUUAUUUUUGUACGUAUCUCCUAUCGCAACCCAGAAGUAAACAGAACAAGGCCGCGCUAGCAGCGUUAGCUUGUGUUGUGAAGGCGGUGGUGUUUUGUUCGGACGUUUGUGAGGUUUCUUAAGAGAUUUAGCAAUACGUGGUUAGAUUCAAAACAAUCCUUUUAAGCUAAAGUGUCGUAAAUGAGCGAAUACGUGUUGAACGUAAAGACAACAUUGUGAGACUAGCAGAUGAUCGGAGCUGCUGCUGUUCGGAGGACUUUGGUGUUUGUUGGAGCUGAAGAUCUUUGCAGCUGCAGGAACCAUGUCUUCGCAUGCUCUGGAAGAUUCUGCCAUCGUCCAAAAUGAGCAGGAGCUCUGUGGUCAACGAAGACUGGUGGAUAUCUGCUGGAACCCGCAGCUUCAGCUCCACGUUAUUGUCCUUCCCCAGCAUCAUGAGACGGAAGAGAAUUUCAGAGUGGAACAGGAAGAACCAGAACGUCUGCAGAUUAAAGAGGAACCAGACCAACAAGAACCACCACAGGUUAAAGAAGAACCAGAUGAACUACAACCACCACAGAUUAAAGAACUGGAUGAACCAGAGCCUGCACAGAUUAAAGAGGAACCAGAUGAUCCAGAACACCCGCAGAUUAAAAAGGAACAGAAAUAUCUAGAACCACAACAGAAUGAAGAGAAAUGGAGGGUACUGAAACUACCACGGAUUAAAGACGACAUAGAAACGCUUGAUCUGAAGCAGGAGACUGAUUCCUCAAUGGAGAUUUCUACUUAUGAGGAAAAUGAGAAGAGUGAAGCAGAUCUAAAAAAUCAACAGAGCUUUAAUGUAACUGAUAGUCAGGAUGAAAACCCCACUUCAACUACGGAUGAAGAGAUAGACCCACAGAACAGAGAACAGGAGAUCCCAAGAGUCUGUAAAGAAUGCGGUAAAAGUUUUGGUUCCUUGUCUCAGCUUAGAUUUCACAUGCGAUUCCAUACAAAAUGCAAGCCAUUUGCUUGUAAAGACUGUCCUAAAAGUUUUAGUAAAUUAACUAAGCUUAAAUCGCACAUGAAAAUCCAUAAGGAAGAGAAGCGUUUUUCUUGUGAACAAUGUGAAUCAAAGUUUACUCGUAUGUCUAAUCUCAAAAUACACUUGCGAACUCACACAGGAGAAAAACCUUAUACUUGUGAAGAAUGUGACAAAAGUUUUUGUCGUACAUUUGAACUGAAAAGACACAUGAAAACUCACACCAGAAAGAGGCGUUUUUCUUGCAGAGAAUGUGACAAAACUUUUAUUGAUAGGUCUUAUUUCAAAACACACAUGAAAAUUCACACGGGAGAGAAUCAUUUUUUAUGUAAAGAAUGUGAUAAGAGUUUCAUUCGUUUGUCCCAUCUUAAAUCACACAUGAGAACUCACACAGGAGAGAAGCCUUUCUCUUGUGAAGAAUGUGACAAAAGUUUUGGUCGUAUGUAUGAGCUCAAAAGACACAUGACGACUCACACAGAGAAGCGUUUUUCCUGCAAAGAAGGUGAUAAAUCUUUCAGCGAUAGGUCUUCUCUCAAAACACACAUGAGAACUCACACAGCAGAGAAGCCCUUUUCUUGUGAAAAAUGUGCAACAAGUUUUAGUCGUGUAUAUGACCUCAAAACACACAUGAGAACUCACACAGUAAAGAACCCUCUUUCUUUAAAAGAUUGUGAUAAGACUACAUCGCAUCCUAAAUCACAUAUGAGACUUGACACAGAAGAGAAGCUUUAUUCUUGUAAAGAAUGUAAUAAAAAUUUCCAUCAUGCUUCUACUUUCAAAUCACACAUGAGAACUCACACUGGAGAGAAGCGCUUUUUUUGUAAAGAGUGUGAUAAAAGUUUCAGUAGAACACCCAGUCUCAAAACACACAUGAGAACUCACACAGGAGAAAGACCUUAUAUUUGUAAAGAUUGCAGUAAAAGUUUUACUGAACGUGCUCAUCUCAAAAAACACAUGCAAAUUCACACAAGAGAGACCUUUUCUUGUAAAGAAUGUGCUGCAAGUUUUAGGCAAAUAUCUGAUCUAAUUUCACACAUGAGAACACAUGUAGGACACGAACAUUUGUCUUGUACAGGAUUUUGUUUACACUCGUUAAUUAAAAAAGACAACAAAACUUUGCUGUGAACACAUACAGUAUAAAAUAAGACAUUUUGGGUUUACUUAAGAAGAGGGAAUUAUUGUCAAGAAGUAGAAUUUUAUCUUUAGCAAGAAAUAAACUGGAAUUUAAAACAGAACUUGUCCUAAUUGAAAAUGUUUUUAAUGUUGAUUUUGUUGUCUGGGUUUUUGCAGUUGAUUGCCAUAUAUUGCGUUCCGUUUUGGGAUUCUUUGCACACUUGUUCAGACGUCCUCAGACGUUACCUCUGGAAGACUCAAUGCAUAGUAAUAGCACGUGUGUGCCACGUCACAUGUCACGUGACAGCUGAUCCAGUAAUAUAUUUCGACAUGUCUUUUGAAACAGAAGUGCCAAAAAGUGAUUAUGAAGGGAAAAUCUGAGCAGAAAUCUGUGACACCAAGUCUUUUAUAUUUAGGGAUAGAGUUGUGAAAGAUCAAGUCUGGAACAAAAUGUGCUUUUUGACUUUUCUCACCAAACCUCUUCCAACUGCAGGUCAUUGGAUUGGUAUUGAGCAUCAACAGUCCAAUGUGGACACUAUAUGCCAAUAGCUCGUUCAAGAAUGACCGUUUAGCCCGUUCUUGAACGUACCACACAUUUUUGGUGUUAAUGUAGCAUCAGAGUUGAUUCUUCAUCUCUUGAAUGGCUUUUACCAGUUCAAAGGUAACAUUUGUUUUCCCAAGGGAAUUGUGUGUUGAUUUGAUUUUUAAAGACAUUUUGCUAAACAACAAUCAAAAAAUGUUUUUUUUUGUUGGUUGAUUUUUAUUUGUAGAUUUUUUUUUUGGUGUUAUUAUUUGGUUUAAAGUUGCUUAGUAGACCGUUGUGGUUUAUGCUACUUGUUUAGGUCUGUGUAUUACCAUGACAACAAUAGAACUAUUUUGUAGACAUUUCUAAUCCUAACACUUUUUAUGUUAUCAGUGAACGUUUUAGUUGGGUCGUGUAAGUAAGUAACCAUUUUGUGAAGAAAAAAAAAAAGUUAUAUUAAGAAGUCAGAUAAAGAAACAGACUGGUGUUUGUGUUGUUGUGAUUCCUGUUUUCUAGCAGAGAUUCGAAGUGUUUCUGUGUUCUAUUUAGUUGUCAGUGUUCUGUCUCAAUCUUUCCUGUGAAGAAUAAAGUGGACGUGAACAUCA
Oryzias melastigma (Indian medaka) is the source of this 3668-nucleotide messenger RNA. Its product is annotated as gastrula zinc finger protein XlCGF57.1. The coding region runs from base 732 to 2552 and encodes 606 amino acids. The transcript has 2 exons. Gene Ontology annotation, molecular function: RNA polymerase II cis-regulatory region sequence-specific DNA binding; DNA-binding transcription factor activity, RNA polymerase II-specific. Gene Ontology annotation, biological process: regulation of DNA-templated transcription. Gene Ontology annotation, cellular component: nucleus. Lineage: Eukaryota; Metazoa; Chordata; Actinopteri; Beloniformes; Adrianichthyidae. The record is from RefSeq and is a predicted model, not a curated record.